UGGCUACUCGGUGUCAACACUAAACUCAGUAUGCAGAACCUCGGAUUAAUAUUUCUGUUCCUAUUAUUUGUAAACGUGGUGUCUGGUGUUGAGACAGAAGUUGUGGAGGCGGUGUCUGUGAUUUUUGGAGAUUCUGUCACUCUACAGUCGGAAGUGACCCAAAUACAGAGCUAUGACGUGAUUGAGUGGAGGUUUAGUGGACAUCGCAUUGCUAUAAUCAAUAGUGACCCCAAUAAGAGAGUACAGGCUGAAGUUACUGAGAAACUCAGAGACAGAAUGCAGCUGGACCAUCAGACCGGAGAUCUCAAGAUCAGAAACAUCAGAACCGCAGACUGUGGACUCUAUGAACUUGAUAUCAACAGUGCCAGAGGGUCAGCAAAAAAGUCCUUCAAUAUCAGUGGUGUGGCAUCGGAUGACACGAAGGUUGUGUUGGUGAUGGAGAGAGACUCUGUCAUUCUACCCUCGGGUCUAUCUAAAAUACAGAGAGAAGAUCGGAUAACCUGGAAGUUUAAAGACACACUCAUAGCUGAACUAAAUGAAACAGCUGGAAUCUUCUCUACAUAUGAUGAUGUUCUUGAUGGGAGAUUCAGAUACAGACUGCAUCUGAACAAUCAGACUGGAUCGCUCAUCGUUACUGACGUCAAACCCAACAUCUCUGGACUUUAUGAAAUCAACAUCAGCAAGAGCAGCAGCAGAUACACCACGCACAAGACAUUCAAUGUGACUUCCAAGGAAGGAGAGAGCAGGCAGUCUGUGAUGGAGGGAAAUUCUGUCACGCUACUAUCUGGUGUUCCUGAAAUACACAGCGAUGACGUGAUCGUAUGGAGGUCUGAGCAUGGAGACUCUAUCAUAGCAAAAAUCGAUAGAGGGAAGGUCUUCACUACGCUGGACGGAGCUGAUGGGAGAUACAGCGGCACACUGGAGCUGGACAGUAAGACCGGAUCUCUGACCAUCAGACACAUCAGAACUGAACAUGCUGGACUUUAUCACCUGGAUAUCACCGGCCAGCGGCGCACAAUAUUCAAGAGAUUCUUUGUUUCUGUCGGUUCACAGAAUUGGUUUCGAUAUGUUAUGGUGGUAAUUGUUGUUGCUGUUUUGCUGUUGGUCGUGAUUGGAGCUAUUGCUGUGAUUCGUUGUCGUCAAACACGAAAUGGCAAGUAUUACAAAAAGCUGAUGUAUUAAGUGGAUAAUUUGAGAUUUACUGUGUAACAGAGACUUUGAAGAAGAAAAAAUGUGAUUUCAUGUGAAAACAUUUUUAAUAUGUGUUUAAUUGGGCUCACUGCCAUUAGGGGGAAUCCAGUAUCAGGUAAGAUGCUGUUUACACUGUUAUGUGCAACAUAAUAAAAUUGUUUUUGAGGAAUUGAACUUUAUUUUGGAGCUUUGUCACACUACUGUCCAAACUGGAUCUCGGAUUAUAAGUUUGGACAUUUUAAAGAAACCCUUUAAAGAACUUCCUCAAAUUCAGAUUUUUUGGAGAAGUGAUAGCAGUCUGGUCAACGCCGUCUUGUUUAAUGUUAGUUUUGGACACAUUUUCAGACUGAGAAUUUCAACAUGUCAAGAAGACCUUUUACCUUGUGUUCCUGAUUAAAUCUGAGAUGUUUCUCUUGUUUUUUGUGUUUCAGUUAACAGCUCUGUAAUAUGAGAGCAUUGUUUUGAUCGUGUGCAAUCCCACUGAAGAAGGAAAUGAAAUCCAGCUAAAAUAUGCACCAAGCUCAACCAGCUUUUGUACCAUGACCUUUUCAAAAGGAAUAAUUUAAUUAAUUAAAAUAAUGUUGUUUUGAUGUAUGAUCAAUAUUCAAGCACUAAUGCUUUGUGUUUUAAUUUGUUUGUCUGACAAGAGAAUAUUACUGUACUGUACAGUUUCCACACACAUUUAUAUGUAGUAUUGAAUAGGACAUGGUCUAGCAACAUAAAUGAAAACUGAAUGCAAUCUGAGUCAUUUUGUGCGAUCUCUAAAAUACUUUUAGCUUUUUUUCGCAACCAAGUAAAAAAGUGCCUUAAAAUCAAGCAGGUUUUUUAGGGAAAUCUUUGUAUGUUGUAAAUUGGAAUCUAUGUUUUUACUCUUAACUGCUGUAAACUGUGAAUUUGUUUGCCGUUAAAUGUUUUUUUGAGUUCAUUAUCUGAAAUAACGGAGUACUGAGCUUUUGCUGAUUGAUUUAAAAGUUUGGCCAUUAGCAUUUUAGGCUUCUUUGAAAAUAAUGAUCUGAAGAUUCAUAAUAGAAAGCUGUCUGAGAGACUUAUGUUUAUCUCUUCCAUAUUAUUUGUUAUAUUCUCUCAGUUCAUUUGUUGCUCAUUUCAUCGGUCACUGUCAAAUCUUAUUUUAUUAUGCGGUGUCUUGUCUUUACAAGUAAAUUAGAAAUAAGGGAAAGUCUCCAUUUUAGGGUAUGCCUUUGCUUUCAAUUCCUGGUUUGUAUUCCUAGUAGUAUAAUAUGCCUAUUGCUUGUAUGUAUUGCUCAUGCUAUCAGUCAGUCACAUGGGCAGACUGUGUGUGAUGUAAUAAAUACAGUAAAUAAAUAUAUACACAGACAUUAUAUAGAU
Messenger RNA from Carassius carassius (crucian carp), 2538 nucleotides. RefSeq lists its product as uncharacterized. Lineage: Eukaryota; Metazoa; Chordata; Actinopteri; Cypriniformes; Cyprinidae. The transcript has 5 exons. The record is from RefSeq and is a predicted model, not a curated record. Bases 31 to 1182 code for a protein of 383 amino acids.